AUGGCCGAUCUCUUGCCGACAAGCACAUUGUCUUAUGAUGAUUGGGCAAACAAAACCCUCGAAGAACUAAUCGAGUAUUCCCUAGAGUCUAGUCCAUUCAGGGAUUUUGAAUGCCCACUUCGAUAUGCGAUUUUACCUAGUGCAUGGAUAUUUAUCACCACCGUACCCACGUUGCCGAAUGGAAUGCCGAUUAGGCCAGAAAAUCGUCCGGAUAGCGAUCUACCGGUCAUUGCUAUGCUUGCCGCGAUGUUGAUCACAAAUUUGAUCUCACUAGUCACCUAUCUGCAAAGACAAAUCUUACGAGUCGACAUCGGCAUAACUCCAUCCAAUUACAAGCAGAAGAUACUUGGUCAAUAUUAUUACGUCACACUUCCCCAGAUGAUUUUUCGUGACUUGCAAACUCUCUGCGUUCUACUCUUCAAUUUGCCACCUCGACAACCAAAGCACCAACCACCAAUCCUUUCAAAGCAAAGUGCUUCAAACGGCAACAUAGCAACGAUAAAAGUUGAU
This is a messenger RNA of Mesorhabditis belari, 510 nucleotides long. NCBI's taxonomy places the organism in Eukaryota, Metazoa, Nematoda, Chromadorea, Rhabditida, Rhabditidae. The record is from the annotation of a GenBank genome assembly.